This is a messenger RNA of Erigeron canadensis, 1707 nucleotides long. RefSeq lists its product as uncharacterized. The coding region runs from base 1 to 1707 and encodes 568 amino acids. NCBI's taxonomy places the organism in Eukaryota, Viridiplantae, Streptophyta, Magnoliopsida, Asterales, Asteraceae. The transcript is spliced from 8 exons. The record is from RefSeq and is a predicted model, not a curated record.
AUGCAUAAAGCAUUUGUAAGGGAUAACCCUUGGGUGCUGCUUGGGGAUUCUAAUUCAGCACUAAAUCUAGAAGAUAGCAGUUUCGGGUCUUCGAACAUUAGCAUUGGAAUGCGUCAGUUCAAGCAACGUGUUGAAGACAUUGAGAUGAUAGAUAUAAAUUGUUCAAGAUUUCACUACACUUGGACUCAGAAACCUAAGAAUGGGACGGGAAUUCUGAAAAAAAUUGAUAGAGUUAUGGGUAAUAUCCAGUUUGUUCGUGCGUUUUUAGCUGCACAUGCGGUUUUUCAACCUUAUAGAAUAUCUGACUACUCUCUGUGUAUUCUGGAAAUCCCAAAUGUUUCUAGAGAUCGGCCGAAGCCUUUCAAAUUUCCUAAUUUUCUAGUGCAUAAGGACGAGUUCAAGGAUAUGGUGCAAGCCCAUUGGAAUAAAAGUAUUGAUGGCUGCAAAAUGUAUAGGGUGGUCAGAAAGCUUAGAAGCUUAAAACACCCUAUAAGAAGUCUCUUAUUUAAACAGGGGAACCUUCAUAAUCGGGUCUCCAAACUUAGAGAGGAGCUUGAUAAAAUCCAAAAAGCUAUAAACAUGGAACCGGGAGACGAAACUCUUAGAAAUCAGGAGGUUGACAUUUUAAACAAAUUCAAAGAAACAACUCUUGAUGAAGAAAGAUUUUUAAAGAAAAAAGCUAAGAUUGAAUGGCUCGAGGAAUAUGAAGGAAGUGAUGUGCCUAAUGCUCUUGUGACUCAUUACUCAAACUUUCUAGGGGUUGCUGGACCAGGGAUGGAGUUUGAGUCGGAAGAUGAUGAAAUUAAAGAAGCCAUGUUUUCUGUUGAUGAUAAUAAAGCUCCGGGGUGUGCUUUCAAAGUUGAUAUUCAGAAGGCAUACGAUAAGGUUGAUUGGGAAUUUUUGAGGGUGAUUCUGGGCAAAAGGGGUUUAAGACAGGGUGAUCCCAUGUCACCGUAUCUCUUUGCUCUUGUUAUGGAAGUAUUAACAUUAAUCUUGCAGAAAUUGGUCAGAGAAUCUCCUCACUUCAGCUUUUAUAACCAAUGCAAAGAGGAGCAAAUUAUUAACCUUUGUUUUGUAAAUGAUCUUUUCCUCUUUGCUAGGGGUGACCUUGCAUCUGCCAAAUUUGAAGAAGGGUCACUGCCCAUUAGGUAUCUCGGAGUUCCAUUGAUUUCAUCACGUUUGGUGUAUAAGGAUUGCAAGGUUCUAUUAGAAAGGAUGCAAGCUAUGAUCACUCAUUGGAAAAACAAGUCGCUUUCUUUCGCAGGAAGGUUACAACUCAUUAAUUCUUUCUUAUGUUCGAUGCACAUCUAUUGGGCGUCAAUUUUUAUUCUUCCGAUUAGUAUUCUUCAUGAGCUUGAGAAGAUGAUGCGUGGUUUUCUUUGGUGCCAAGGCCCCAUGGCAAAAGGAAAAGCGAAAGUGGCUUGGAAAGACUGUUGUCUUCCAAAAUAUGAGAGGGGACUAGGUUGUUCUUGGGGAUGGAGGAAAAUCUUAUUGUUAAGAGACUUCAUUAGACCUCAUAUUAAAUACCGAAUUGGGAAUGGAGACACUACUUCAGCAUGGUUUGAUUUUAGGUUAGAUAUUGGUCCUUUGUGUAACUACAUAUCAAAUAGAGAGAUUAUACGAGCUGGAUUUAAAAAGGAAUGCCUGAGUGUGGAACUUGGUAAAGCCUCUUGCUAUGAUGCAGCACGUUUCAUGCAAAUGGGAUGA